CCCCCUUGUCUUCUGUCUUGCCGCGACGCGGUCCGUGGUUCACGCGGCAGCAGGUCGCCUCGCCACGCCAUGGCCGGCGGCGGCGGCGGUGGCCGGGAUCGCGGGGCCGCCGCGGAGAGGGUGGCGGCGGCCGUGGAGGCGGCGGCGUCGGGCGGCUGGGAGUUCCGGAACGCGUACCGGCGCCAGCUGCUGGCGCUGUCGCGCCGGAUUCGGCUCCUCGGGCCCUUCGCCGAGGAGCUCCGGGAGGCGCGCGGGGGAGCCGCGGAGGGGGAGCAGGAGCGGGCGCUGGCGCCGCUGGCCGACGCGCUGGGGACGGCGCUCGACCUGCUCCGGCUCGGCCGCGACGGGAGCAGGAUCUUCCUGGUCCUUGAGAGGGACAAUAUAAUGAAGAAGUUUCAAGGAGUAAUUGCUCAGUUGGAGCAAGCUUUGUGCGAUUUUCCAUACAGUAAAUUGGAUAUAUCAGAUGAAGUUAGAGAGCAGGUUGAGUUAGUGCAUGCACAGCUCAGAAGAGCAAAAGAGCGCGCAGAUAUGCCCGAUGAUGAGUUCUACAAUGACGUGCUGUCUCUGUAUAACAAGAGCUAUGACCCAAGUGCUGAACUGGACAUCCUUAAAAGAUUGUCAGAAAAGUUACACCUGAUGACCAUCACUGAUCUCACACAAGAAUCACUUGCUUUGCAUGAGAUGGUGGCAUCUGGUGGUGGUCAGGAUCCAGGAGAACACAUUGAGAAAAUGUCCAUGCUAUUGAAGAAAAUCAAGGACUUUGUGCAAAUUCAGAACCCUGAGAUGGGGCCGCCAAUAGGUACCAAGCUAAUGGAUUCAAACGGGGAGCCAAGACCUGCAAACAUUCCUGAUGAGUUCCGCUGUCCAAUUUCUCUUGAGUUGAUGAAAGAUCCUGUUAUUGUUUCUACUGGCCAGACAUAUGAGCGGGUGUGCAUUGAGAAGUGGCUAGCUUCUGGGCACCAUACUUGUCCAAAUACUCAGCAGAGGAUGGCAAACACGACACUGACACCAAACUACGUUCUUAGAAGUCUUAUUGCCCAGUGGUGCGAGGCCAACGGGAUUGAGCCACCCAAGCGUUCAUCGCAGCCUAACAAGCCUACAUCAGCAUGCUCAUCGAGCGAACGUGCUAACAUCGAUGCUCUUCUGUCCCAGUUAUGCUCUCAUGAUCCUGAGGAGCAGAUGUCAGCUGCUGCAGAGCUACGCCUCCUAGCAAAGCGGAAUGCAAACAACCGAAUUUGCAUUGCUGAGGCUGGUGCCAUUCCAUUACUACUGAGUCUCUUGUCUUCAUCUGACCUGCGGACUCAAGAACAUGCUGUUACUGCACUUCUAAACCUCUCCAUACACGAGGAUAAUAAGGCAAGCAUCAUAUCCUCUGGUGCUGUACCGAGCAUAGUUCAUGUUCUGAAGAAUGGCAGCAUGGGGGCACGGGAGAAUGCUGCAGCUACGCUUUUCAGCCUCUCAGUGAUCGAUGAAUACAAAGUAACAAUUGGGGGAACAGGGGCUAUCCCUGCCCUUGUAGUUCUAUUAAGUGAGGGCAGCCAGCGGGGAAAGAAAGAUGCAGCAGCAGCUCUAUUCAACCUGUGCAUUUAUCAAGGGAACAAGGGUCGUGCAAUACGAGCUGGCCUUGUGCCGCUCAUCAUGGGGCUGGUGACCAACCCCACGGGAGCUCUUAUGGAUGAGGCAAUGGCAAUACUCUCAAUACUGUCCAGCCACCCUGAGGGGAAGGCGGCUAUUGGGGCAGCAGAGCCUGUUCCUGUGCUUGUGGAGAUGAUCGGGAGCGGGUCACCGAGGAAUAGAGAGAAUGCUGCAGCUGUGAUGUUGCAUCUUUGUAGUGGUGAGCAGCAACUUGUGCAUCUGGCCCGUGCACAAGAGUGCGGCAUCAUGGUCCCACUGCGGGAGCUGGCCUUGAACGGCACGGAGAGGGGGAAGAGAAAGGCAGUGCAUCUGCUCGAGCGAAUGAGCAGAUUCCUGGUUCAGCAGCAAGAGGAAAAGGAAGCCCAGCUGCUGGCAUCGACACAGGCCAUUCCUCAGAUCCCUGAACAGGUCCAAGAGAUCGACAUCCCUGAACAAUUGGACAGUCCUUCAUCUCAAUAUCCCACGGUCGCAUGAUGACAUGAAUAUCUUCACGACUAUACUACCAAAAGGUUGAGCAAGUAGUGUCUGAGUCACUUGGCUUCCAGAUCCAUGGUUCAGCAUGCUGAACAAGAGUUCUUUACGCUGUCGGAUUCGCUUUUCAAAUCGGUGAUGAUCUUUCUCUUCCCAUGCUCGUGUCGUGUGCUGAAGAUCCCAUUGCGCCACCUGUUUCUGGGUAUGUAAAUUACCAGAAUGUUGAGAUGUGUACAGUCUAGUAAAGAUGCAGCUCCAAAUGUCAUGUAGCUAUGAUACUACUAGUAUAUGUACAUUUUCACUAUGAUACUAUAUAAAAGAGAAGUUCUAGCGACGGACUUAAUCAGUAAACCUUUUGCCUGCUA
Messenger RNA from Setaria italica (foxtail millet), 2471 nucleotides. RefSeq names its product protein spotted leaf 11. Lineage: Eukaryota; Viridiplantae; Streptophyta; Magnoliopsida; Poales; Poaceae. Gene Ontology annotation, molecular function: protein binding; ubiquitin-protein transferase activity. Bases 70 to 2109 code for a protein of 679 amino acids. The transcript is spliced from 4 exons. Gene Ontology annotation, cellular component: nucleus; cytoplasm. The record is from RefSeq and is a predicted model, not a curated record. Gene Ontology annotation, biological process: protein ubiquitination; cell surface receptor signaling pathway.